UUUUGUAUUCAUUCCUUUAUUCAAUUUUUUUGUUUUAAAUUUUACGUGCUAGUAAAUUUCUUUAAGCAAAUUCUGUACCUUUCACGCCAAAAUUUCUCUCAUUUUCAAAAAUAUUAUAAAUGGUUGAAGCAUCAUUUGUCUUUUAGAAUUUUUUUCGAGUUUUGUAAUAUCGUACGUCGUUUGUUCAGAUAAAGGAAUAAAUUUGAAAAAAUCACGCUCUCUGACCAUUUAUAGGAGAGGAAUUUGAAAAAAACUGAAAAAUAACUACCAAAUUCUUUUACAAAUUAAUUUUUAUUUUAUAUACCUAUUUUAAUUUAUCCACUUAAUUAUUUUAAUUUCAUUGUUUUUGCAGCUACAAAUGAAUAAAACAACCUUUUACGCAUCAAUUUUGGCGUCUUCUGCUGGAGCGGCUUCUUUGGGUUUUAUUUCUGGUAACUAUUGUUCAUCAAAUGAAUCAAAAAACGACUUUUGGAGGAGAUGGCGUGUGUUCGCUGAUAGUGCUGGAACGGCUGUUGCUUUACCUCCACAAGUUACACCUCUGCCCUCGGGCCCUGUUGAAGUGAAGCAACCACAAAAGAGUAAUAUGGUUAAUGAAUUUCGGAAAGGGCCAUCACGUGCAGCUGAAAUUAUGCGGUUUGGAUAUCCAGGAUUUGAUAAUUUGAGAACUUAUGAGGAUUUUAUUGUCAGCUAUGAUCGAAGGAAUAGAGUCGCUCAUUGGGUUAUUGAACAUCUUACAAAGGAUGUUAUCGCUUACAAUCCAGAUGUUGACAGAAGUAAAUGUAUUUUCAGACCAGAUACUUCUAUUCAUCCAUAUUUUCAAUCACAAAAUGAAGAUUAUAAAAGGAGUGGUUAUGAUCGUGGACAUUUGGCAGCCGCAGCAAAUCAUCGUAGUAGACAAUUAACAAUGGAACAAACUUUCUUUUUAACAAAUAUGACACCACAAGUUGGUAAAGGAUUUAAUAGAGAUAAAUGGAAUGAUUUGGAAAAACAUGUUAGACAAAUUGCCCGUGAUAGCUUGAAUGUUUAUGUUUGUUCAGGUCCUCUUUAUUUGCCUUAUCAAGAAGAAGAUGGGCAUUUUUAUAUAAAAUAUAAAGUUAUUGGCGCUAAUCGUGUUGCUGUGCCCACUCAUUUCUUCAAAGUUGUUUUAAUCGAAAAAAUAAAAGAUCAAUUUGAAUUGGAGGUUAUAAAUAAUUUAUUUUCAAAAAUUGAUUUGUAG
Messenger RNA from Meloidogyne enterolobii, 1216 nucleotides. NCBI's taxonomy places the organism in Eukaryota, Metazoa, Nematoda, Chromadorea, Rhabditida, Meloidogynidae. The record is from the annotation of a GenBank genome assembly.